AUGGCAUCAGGUCCAAUUGGUGGCGGGUUUGCCCAAACUAGACAACCAUUAAGAAGAUUAUUAAUUGACCCUGAAACUGGUGGAUUACUAGGAAUACUUUUAGGAAUGUUUGGUAUAGCGGGUUAUAUGGCAGGACAUAAAGUAGCUUAUACUAAUGAAGAAAAGAAUGUAAAGUUAACAAAAGAAGCACCUUUUCCAUGGCAUGAUAAAUCUUCUUCUGACGAUGGAGAUGACGAUAAAAAUUAUAAGUAUAGAUUUCAUAAACUCGAUUCUGGUCGACAAAUACUUCAAGCACCAAAUGCAAUUAAUACAACUAAAGUUCGAGUGAGCAUGCCAAAAGAAAUGGCGGAAAAAAUUUCACCAAAGUUCUUUGAAGAAAAUUAA
This is a messenger RNA of Entrophospora sp. SA101, 384 nucleotides long. NCBI's taxonomy places the organism in Eukaryota, Fungi, Glomeromycota, Glomeromycetes, Entrophosporales, Entrophosporaceae. The record is from the annotation of a GenBank genome assembly.